Messenger RNA from Protopterus annectens (West African lungfish), 1029 nucleotides. RefSeq names its product trace amine-associated receptor 4-like. The transcript has a single exon. Bases 1 to 1029 code for a protein of 342 amino acids. Gene Ontology annotation, biological process: G protein-coupled receptor signaling pathway. NCBI's taxonomy places the organism in Eukaryota, Metazoa, Chordata, Ceratodontiformes, Protopteridae. Gene Ontology annotation, molecular function: trace-amine receptor activity. Gene Ontology annotation, cellular component: membrane. The record is from RefSeq and is a predicted model, not a curated record.
AUGAACUCAUCUGAAAUAUGGAACCUGAAUGGCCUACAGUAUUGCUUUGAUACUGACAAUUCAUCAUGCAUCAGAAUCAUGAGAUCAAAAGCUACUUCUGCUUCAAUGUACAUCUUCAUGGCUGGAACAAUAAUUUUUACUAUCACUGGGAACUUAGUGGUGAUUAUUUCAGUAACACAUUUCCGCCAGCUGCAUACUCCCACCAAUUUUCUUAUCCUAUCAUUGGCUGUUGCUGACUGCCUUGUGGGUCUCAUGGUGAUGCCAUUCAGCAUGAUAAGAUCUGUAGAGACUUGUUGGUAUUUUGGAAACACAUUUUGCAAAAUCCACACCUCCUGUGACAUGAUGCUGUGCACGUGUUCCAUUCUUCACCUGUGCGUUAUUGCCAUCGAUCGAUAUUACGCAGUCUGUGAUCCAUUGCAUUAUGUCACAAAAAUGACUGUUCAAGUGACAGGUGUGUUACUAUUUAUAAUCUGGCUGGUUUCAGUGUUUCUGGCAUUUGGGCUCAUUUUUUCAGAGAUUAACGCAGAAGGUAUUAAAGAAUUUGUAAAGUCAGUUUCUUGUGAGGGGUCUUGUACCCUAAUUCUGAAUAAGGUUUGGGGAGUUGUAGCACCUAGUAUAGCUUUCUUCAUUCCAGCUUUUGCUACAAUAUGCAUUUAUAUAAAGAUUUUUAUUGUAGCAGAAAAACAUAUGAGAGUUCUUAGCAUUCAAGAGAACGUGGCAUCUAGUUCAAUACUCAAAGUGAAAAAUUACAAGGAAAGAAAAGCUGCAAAAACAUUGGGUAUAGUCAUAGGAACAUUCCUUCUGUGCUGGCUACCUUUCUUCACAACAACUAUUACUGACCCAUUUCUAAACUUCUCUGCAACAGUUACUUUAUCUGAUGCUGUCUUGUGGCUGGGAUAUUUUAAUUCUAUGUUUAAUCCCCUUAUAUAUGGUUUGUUUUACCCUUGGUUUCGUAAAGCACUAAAAAUGAUUUUGAGGGGUGCAUUGUUUGGUGCAGGUUCCACUAGUGCAAUACUUUUCUCUGAUUAA